AAACUGAAAUUUUCCUGCAUAAUACUCUCUAUUGUCUAUUCCCUUCCUUGAAGAAAGAAGCCGAAAAAACAGAGGGACUCUGGAAAACAAACAGUGACAAACUGAAGGACACUUGGGACAUUUGCGCUUCGCGUAUGGCGAAUCUUCCUCAAUCGCUCUCCAUGAAUUCACCAUUUGGUGGCCCCAGCGCCUCCACUCCUUCCGCCGCCAGUGCUCCGGCCAACAAAGACCGGAAGAUGGCUUCAGCAGAGCACUUGGUGCUUGACCUAAGUAAUCCAGAGCUUCGUGAAAACGCCCUUCUCGAGCUCUCUAAGAAGAGAGAAUUAUUUCAAGAUUUGGCUCCAUUGUUGUGGAAUUCUUUUGGUACUAUUGCUGCGCUGUUACAGGAGAUAGUUUCAAUAUAUCCUGUUUUAUCACCACCAAACCUUUCUCCUGCACAAUCAAAUCGAGUUUGUAAUGCUCUUGCUCUUCUACAGUGCGUGGCCUCUCAUCCAGACACAAGAAUGUUGUUCCUUAAUGCUCACAUACCUUUGUAUCUUUACCCAUUCCUUAAUACAACUAGCAAGUCCAGGCCUUUUGAGUACUUGAGGCUUACCAGCUUAGGUGUCAUUGGCGCCCUGGUGAAGGUUGAUGACACAGAAGUUAUUAGUUUCCUUCUAUCAACUGAAAUAAUUCCUUUGUGUCUGCGUACCAUGGAGAUGGGCAGUGAAUUAUCGAAAACAGUUGCAACAUUUAUAGUUCAGAAGAUUUUGUUGGAUGAUGUGGGCUUGGAUUAUAUUUGCACUACUGCAGAACGUUUCUUUGCAGUUGGUCGAGUUUUGGGCAACAUGGUUGCAGCACUUGCUGAACAACCCUCAUCUCGGUUGUUAAAGCAUAUUAUUCGAUGUUAUCUUCGACUGUCUGAUAAUCCAAGGGCUUGCGAUGCACUAAGAAGUUGCCUGCCGGACAUGCUUAGAGAUGCUACCUUCAGUAGUUGCCUUCGCGAAGAUCCAACGACAAGACGGUGGCUGCAGCAGUUGCUUCACAAUGUUGGUAUGAAUCGGGUCCCGGGGCUUCAGGCUGGGGGAGGAUUUGACCAUAUGAUGGUGAACUAAAUUAAACUGCCGCAACUGGUUUGUUUUCUAUCGGGUUCUUGUAUGGUGCCUGCUUUUUGCAAUCUGGUUUCAAAGGCGGAUGGCUCAUGGUCUUGCUUUUAAUUUUUUUUUUUUUUAAUGCAUCAUCAGAUUACUUUAAUUAAUGGUUUUUCUUAGAAGACAUAUGGCAUAGUAGAGCUCUACCAUUUUAAUAAUAAAUAAAUAAAUUUGUUGAUUUUCUUUUUGCCAA
Manihot esculenta (cassava) is the source of this 1323-nucleotide messenger RNA. Its product is annotated as CCR4-NOT transcription complex subunit 9. NCBI's taxonomy places the organism in Eukaryota, Viridiplantae, Streptophyta, Magnoliopsida, Malpighiales, Euphorbiaceae. Gene Ontology annotation, biological process: mRNA catabolic process; negative regulation of translation. Gene Ontology annotation, cellular component: CCR4-NOT complex; CCR4-NOT core complex; P-body. The coding region runs from base 135 to 1094 and encodes 319 amino acids. The transcript is spliced from 9 exons. The record is from RefSeq and is a predicted model, not a curated record.